AUGGCCCGUGAUUCUUGGGGCGGCGCUGUCUCUCUGGGCCCGACCACGUCCACCAUCGUCAAGGCCGUCACCACCAUCAUCCCCGGCAAGGCCCCUACUACCCAGAAUGGCAUGCUCUUCCUGUGGCCCGGCAUGUCCAACGGCACUGGCGAUCUUGUCCAGACCACUCUUGAGUCUUGGCCCGACAACUCUUGGUGCGGUGCCAAGUCUGGCCAGUGGUGCAUUGACUACACCCUCCAAUCGGACAAGGAUACCUGGAAGCAGACCGUCACCGACGCCGACACCGGCGCCGCGCUGUCCUCGUUCUCGUACAAGUCCGGCCCUUACAUGCGGGGAUACGGCACCGGCACCGAGUGCAACGGCGGCUGCUCCCCCACCGUUUCUGCGCAGCGAUACAUCAACACUGUCAUCACCCUCGCUGGUGCCGACCCCAACUUCGGAAAGACCAUCUCUACCUCUCAGGGCGCCACCUACACCGGAUUGACUAGCAGCCAGGGCGGCAAGGUUUGGACCAUCACCGAGAUUAAUGUCCCGGCCAUGGUCUAG
Ilyonectria robusta is the source of this 546-nucleotide messenger RNA. RefSeq lists its product as uncharacterized. The record is from RefSeq and is a predicted model, not a curated record. The coding region runs from base 1 to 546 and encodes 181 amino acids. The transcript is spliced from 2 exons. NCBI's taxonomy places the organism in Eukaryota, Fungi, Ascomycota, Sordariomycetes, Hypocreales, Nectriaceae.